This is a messenger RNA of Acaulospora morrowiae, 513 nucleotides long. NCBI's taxonomy places the organism in Eukaryota, Fungi, Glomeromycota, Glomeromycetes, Diversisporales, Acaulosporaceae. The record is from the annotation of a GenBank genome assembly.
CACUAAAUAUAGAAGGUUUGGAUGUCUUGGAAAUACCUGGUGGAACGACUAAUGUUUUGCAGCCACCUGAUGUUUCAGAAUUUACUACAAAAGGAAACCGCAAAAAAGCUUCAUAUGAACUUGUUUGUGAAUGGGUAUCUGAAACAUGGAAAGAAAUUAGUUCAAAUGUUUUAGUCAAAUCUUUUGAAUCAACUGGUCUUACUUUGAAUCCUGAUGGUAGCGAAGAUCACAAGAUGUCACAUCGUCUCCAAGCAAUUAUCGAAAACCGUCUAGAUGAUAUUGAUAAAGAUGAAGAAAGUAUAUGUUUAGAGGAUGAAGAGAAUAAAAAUAUAAUGGAUAUGGAUAUGGAUGAUAUAGAUAUGAAUAGCAUGAAUGUAGACAAUGAUAUGGAUGAUAUAGAUAUAAAUGGUAUGAAUAUAGACGAUGAUAUGGAUAAUAAUAUGGUAUAUAAUAAAAAUUCAACGAAUAGCGAGGAUAUAAUGAAUAAGUACAUAACAGAUAAAGAGUAUAAUA